Penicillium canariense is the source of this 1953-nucleotide messenger RNA. RefSeq names its product signal recognition particle receptor subunit alpha. Lineage: Eukaryota; Fungi; Ascomycota; Eurotiomycetes; Eurotiales; Aspergillaceae. The transcript is spliced from 3 exons. Bases 1 to 1953 code for a protein of 650 amino acids. Gene Ontology annotation, molecular function: ATP hydrolysis activity; GTPase activity; GTP binding. Gene Ontology annotation, biological process: SRP-dependent cotranslational protein targeting to membrane. Gene Ontology annotation, cellular component: endoplasmic reticulum membrane; signal recognition particle receptor complex. The record is from RefSeq and is a predicted model, not a curated record.
AUGUUGGAGGCUUUUGAAAUCCUGACCACCUCUGGUGUGGUGCUGUGGUCCAAAUCGUACGCACCGGUGGGGGCGCAUAUCAUUAACAGCCUGAUCAAUGAUGUCUUUAUCGAGGAAAAGGUUGUGCCGCAGAGCGCUUCAGCGAACGGAAUUUUGCCUGCCUUCAAGAAGGAGAAGUAUACCCUGAAAUGGAAGAGGGUAAAGGAGUUCAAUUUGAUCUUUGUGGCCGUCUACCAAUCGCUGCUGCACCUCGGAUGGAUCGACAAGCUCCUGGAGAAUAUCUCGACGAUCUUUAUCGAUGUCUACAAAGACCAGCUGAAGGGAAACCGUACCAGAAUCACCACCUACAAAUUCGACGCAUACUUUGAGCAGCAGGUGCGCGAGCUCGAGGACAAUACUGGCAGCGUUGCAGAGAUCCAUGCUGUAAAUACUGGGGAGAAGAAGGAUCCGCUUGUCUCGUCGGACAAUGGUGGCCCGCCGCCGCCGCCGGUGCCCGGCCUCGUAAAAGCGCAGCACCAAGCUGCGCUAGCUGGAGCGACCUCUGAUGAGGCCACUCCCCCGGCAACUCCUGAUACUUCUAGAUCUUCGACUCCCGUCACUGGCCACCUGCUAAGCGGAAAGACUGGGCCGGCUGGUCGAGUCUCUCGCCGUGCACGCAAGGCAGCCAACGCGGGCACCAAUGCCUCGUCUGGGGACGAGCAUUCUCGGAAAGGAAAAUCCACCCCGAAGGCUUCUGUGAAGAAGAUGCGCAAGUGGGAUGCUGAUGGGUUUGCUGAUGAGGAUGAUGGGACAAUUCUGGAUUACUCUGCCCCGGCAGAAGAUGCAGGUACUGCUGCCUUGGUUGUGGAGGAUGUUUCCCAGGAAGAUAUGGGCCACCGAACCGGCAAGGGCCAAUUUGUCCUGAAGGACUUAGGCGAUGAAGUUCACAACAUCCUAGACAACGCCGACGCUGAGAGGAGCAAGGGAGCUGCUGCGUCCGGUGUGGUGGGCACCGGGUUCAACGCGAUCGGUGGGUUCUUCCGCAAUAUUGUUGGUGGCAAGGUCUUGACAGAGGCCGACCUCCAAAAGCCUUUGAAGGCGAUGGAGGAUCACCUUCUGAAGAAGAACGUUGCUCGUGAGGCAGCUGUGCGUCUCUGCGAGGGUGUUGAGCGUGAACUUAUUGGAAAGAAGACCGCCAACUUCCAGAGCGUCGAUGCUGCUCUGCGUAUCGCUACGGAAGCGUCUUUACGCAAAAUCCUUACACCCACCUCUUCUCUGGACCUGCUGCGCGACAUCAACGCUGUGACCGCUCCGACUACCAAGCAGCAUGCUCCUCGGCCCUAUGUCAUCUCUAUUGUCGGUGUUAACGGCGUUGGCAAGUCGACAAACCUCAGCAAGAUCUGCUUCUUCCUGCUACAGAACAACUACCGUGUUCUUAUCGCGGCCUGUGAUACAUUUCGUUCCGGCGCUGUCGAGCAACUGCGUGUCCAUGCCCGUAACCUGAAGGAGCUCAGUGCCCGUGAGAGUGUUGGUGAGGUUGAACUAUAUGAGAAGGGCUAUGGUAAGGAUGCCGCCAACGUCGCCAAGGAUGCAGUCGAGUACGGUGCCGCCAACAAGUUUGACGUUGUCUUGAUCGAUACCGCGGGCCGCCGCCACAACGAUCAGCGACUGAUGUCCUCGCUCGAGAAGUUCGCCAAGUUCGCUAAGCCGGACAAGAUCUUCAUGGUUGGCGAGGCGCUGGUCGGAACCGACAGUGUUAUGCAAGCACGCAACUUCAACCAAGCCUUUGGCACCGGCCGAAACCUGGAUGGCUUUAUCAUUAGUAAGUGUGACACUGUGGGUGAUAUGGUGGGAACACUGGUUAGCAUGGUUCAUGCUACGGGCAUUCCCAUUGUCUUCUUGGGUGUUGGACAACACUAUGGAGAUCUGCGUGGACUGAGUGUCCCUUGGGCUGUCAGCCUACUCAUGAAGUGA